Molecule: messenger RNA, 3274 nt
Organism: Mastomys coucha (southern multimammate mouse)
Lineage: Eukaryota; Metazoa; Chordata; Mammalia; Rodentia; Muridae
Gene: Amer2
Product: APC membrane recruitment protein 2
Exons: 4
Coding region: 922-2940 (672 amino acids)
Biological process (GO): regulation of canonical Wnt signaling pathway
Cellular component (GO): plasma membrane
Molecular function (GO): beta-catenin binding; phosphatidylinositol-4,5-bisphosphate binding
Source: RefSeq, a predicted model, not a curated record
AAACACUUUGGAAGAAUAGACUGCUGGAGGCUCUGAGGUGUUUCUCAGGCUUUCCUGGUUUAGGAGCCUGAGCAGAGCUGUCAGAAACGCAGUCAACAUGUCCCUGUCCUCUUCUCCCUACCACAUCGGAACUCUGAUACCCACGGGACCUUUAUACUGGAGUAGCACAUGUCCACCAUGACCUAUGCCUGAGUCAAAGAACAAUAACGUCUGAGUCAGAGGAAUCAGUGACUUUGUUGAAGGACUGAAGGAAUGGCCCAUGCUGUCACCACGGGCAAAUGGGGCUCUGUUCCAUCAAGUCACCUGAUCAAUUAGAGCUUCAGGAAAUGGGCCAGUGAGAGGGCUCAGUAGGAAAUCAGAGCCACAUGAUCAGAAUCCAGCAUCAACCUGAAGACCUCACUCAGCACUGGACCGGACGCAGGCGUGAACAGACUGGCAUGGUGCCUCUUGGGCUUAGUGCCCACACGCUAAGACCUAUGUGAAGGACCCAAGAAAGGCAGGAGGUUGCAUGAAGUCUGAAACAGAUGAUAAAGGAAAAGGCAUUGUUCUUUGUGGACAUGGGGGAGCUUGUAUAUUAAUGUCUGAAACUGGGAUCCCAGGAAAAGCUGAGCUAGAGGAAGAACCUGAGGUGGUGAGAAUCGACGCACUGGGAUCCAAAGCCCAUAAUUACGAAUUUCAUUUUUUUUUUUCUCUUUCGCCUUGAAACUAUGAUGAAGACUCUUGCUACACAAAAACCUAUGUGGCUCCCAGGAUAUUAUAUAAGCCCUUGGCAGGAGGGGAGAUAGUCCGGUCUGUGCGCUUCAGCCGCCGCAGUAGCCACCGCGCAGCAGCGCGAGCCGCUCAGGUUGAUUUAGAACGAGGGUGACAGUGGCCUGGCGCGAGCCUCCGGCUGACGACAGCGGCUGAUCCCUCUCGGUUUCCAUGGAGACAGGCUGGAGCCGCGGCGGCGGCGGCGCGGCUGUCAGCGAGCGCGGCGGCGCGCGCGCGGGGGUCUGCAGGAGGCAGGAGCAGGCCGGGGCCCUCGCUGCAGACAUGGACUCGCAUUGUGAGUGCGCCGCGGAGACGCCCGCCGCAGAGCCGCCGUCGGGGAAGAUCAAUAAGGCUGCGUUCAAGUUAUUCAAGAAGAGGAAAUCGGGGGGCACCAUGCCUAGCAUUUUUGGGGUCAAAAACAAAGGGGAUGGGAAGAGCUCGGGGCCGGCGGGGAUGGUGAGAAGCAGGACCCACGACGGACUAGCCGAGGUGCUGGUGCUAGAGGGCAGCAAGAAGGAGGAGCCGCCGGGCGGGAGCGAUCACAGCGGGGCCCGGCCGAUCCCCGGACCCCCCAAAGCCUCCGGGCCUGGCCUGGGCUCCCUGGCCAGUAGCUCGGUGGCCAAGUCCCACAGCUUCUUCUCCCUGCUGAAAAAGAACGGGCGAUCAGAGACCGGCAAGGGAGACCAAGCCGAGGCAAGCAAGGCUGGCGGCAAACAAAAGAGGGGGUUGAAAGGGAUCUUCAGCAGCAUGCGCUGGCACCGGAGGGACAAGCGCGGCAAGGAGGAGGAGGAGAAGGCGGCGCGCGCGGCGGGCCCGGGCAGCCUGGUCCUGCCCGGCUCGCUCACCGCCAGCCUGGAGUGCGUCAAGGAGGAGCCGCCCCGAGCCGCGCGCCGUCCGGACAGCCCGGGCCAGGACGCCCCGCGACAAGCAGCAGGUGAGCCCGCAGGGGGAGAGCAGGCGCCCGCGUCCGCCGAGCGCGCCCCGGAGCGGACCUGCCUCGAGGCCGCGAGCCCCACCGGCCCUGGCGAUCAAAGCUCCCGGGGAGAGGACGCCGAGGGGCAUCGGCGCGCGGAGAAGCCCGGGGCAGCCCUCGAGUCGGGAGCCGGUGAGGUCCAGGCGGCCGAGGAUGCGUCCAGGACAGGUGACGUUCCGAUAAAGACCGUCCCCCUUGUCGACUCCGAAGGUGGCAGCGGCCGGGCGUCUGCUGUCCCUGACCCUUCCUCUGUUGAUCCACCCUCAGACCCGUCGGCAGAUCGUAUUUGUUUGAUGUUUUCUGACGUGACUUCACUGAAAAGCUUUGACUCUCUUACAGGCUGUGGAGAUAUUAUUGCAGACCCAGAAGAAGAGGCAGGCCCCAGCUGUGACAAGCAUGCCCCCGGGCCAGGCAAGCCAGUUCUCUCUAAAAAGAACCCCAGCGUGGUGGCCUACCAAGGAGGAGGGGAGGAGAUGGCCAGCCCGGAUGAGGUGGACGACACCUAUCUCCCGGAAUUCUGGGACAUGUUGUCCCAGACGGAGGACCAAGGGCAAGGAACCCAAGAGGGCGCAGCGAAGGCAGCCACUGCUUCGGACACCAAGUUGCCCCCUGAGACCUCCAAUGAUGCUCGGUGUGGGGAAGCAGCCAAGGAUGUGUCCUCGGUCAAGCGUAGGAGGCUCCACAGGAUUCCCAAUGAGUCCCAGCAGAAGGAGGAGCCCAAACAUCCGGAGAAGGAGCAUCAAGAAGGUGUCCCUAACAGUGAUGAGGGCUACUGGGACUCCACCACUCCUGGCCCAGAAGAAGAGAGCAUCAACAACAGCAGCAGCAGCAAGAAGGUGGUCGUCCCCAGGGAUAGCAACAGUGGUGAUGCCCUCUGCGAUCUCUACGUUGAACCUGAAACAAGCCCAGCCACUCUUCCAGCCACAGAGGACCCACCCUGCUUGUCCCGGCUAAAGCCAGUGUCUCCAGGCACCAUUACGUGUCCUCUGAGAACACCAGGCAGCUUGCUGAAGGACUCUAAAAUCCCUAUUAGCAUCAAACAUCUCUCCAACCUUCCAUCCAGCCACCCGGUGGUGCACCAGCAACCAGCCAGGAGUGAGGUGCCCAGAACAAAAAUCCCUGUUUCCAAAGUGCUGGUCCGCAGGGUCAGCAACCGGGGCUUGGCUGGGACCACCAUCAGGGCAGCAGCAUGCCAUGACAGUGCCAAAAAGUUGUGAAGUCCCCAAGGCCAAGGAGGAUGGAUGGGCCGUAUGUUAAGGAAUACAACUUUCCCCUGGAAACCCCUGAAGGAAGUUCGCUUUCUCCAAAGCAAAUCAUUUAGGACCCACCCUUCUCCAUAUGGCCUAGAAGUCUUUGUUGGAAACAGGGGCAGGACACCCUGGAAUGGGGAUGUUACACCUGGAGUUCAGAUAAGUUUCUGAGAAUUCUUUUCUAGCACGGUCCCUUUUCAUUUAACCUUUUCAGAAGAUCUGGGCUUUCCCUUUUUCUCCUCCUUCUCCUUCUCCUCCUUCUCCUUCUCCUCCUUCUCCUUCUCCUCCUCCUCUUCCUCCU